Gadus chalcogrammus (walleye pollock) is the source of this 6127-nucleotide messenger RNA. Its product is annotated as protein TANC1-like. Gene Ontology annotation, molecular function: protein binding. The record is from RefSeq and is a predicted model, not a curated record. The coding region runs from base 893 to 4225 and encodes 1110 amino acids. The transcript has 13 exons. NCBI's taxonomy places the organism in Eukaryota, Metazoa, Chordata, Actinopteri, Gadiformes, Gadidae.
UCCCAGUACAGAAUGGGGAGGCUUGGGAGACGCCUAGACAGUAUUCCAUCUCUAAUCUCCCCAGCGCUGGACAGAAUAACACUCUGUGAUGAUGUCGAAACCCCCUUUUGACUCGGGGCUCCAGACUGGAUGAAAAAACCUCAAAGAACUUUGAUGAACCAAGAAGAUUAUGAAUUCAACACACAAAACACACAAGGGGGAUAAUCAAGAGUUUUGUUAUGAGAUGCGAUUAGUACUGGGUUAAGACUUAGCACCAGUGUUAGCAUUAGCAUUAGGUUUAGCAUUAGUGGUGGCCAUAGUAUUAGGUCUAGCGUUAUCGUUGUGAAGCGUUCGGUGUUCCUGCUGAGGAACAGUGCCCCUAGAGGGCUUAGAGAUCAUUGACCUUAUAUAACCCUCUUGAUUGGAGUAAGUGCUCUAGUGUGCUCGGGUAUAGUCUGAUCACUCUUCACUGAUCACUGCCAGUUAAAUGCAGACCUGAACUGUCGUUCCGGUGUCUCCAGUCCUACCUCCCUCAUGCGUUACUGACAUGUGUUGAAUGGAGGCAAUAAAUGGACGACGGAAUUGCAUUUCUCUGUCAAGAACUUUAUUUUAGGCUAUUAGGCGGCCGACUAUAACUACAACUAAACCAGUGCAUGCAUAAGAGAAACAUACUUAAAUUAUCAUUAGGUUUAGCAUGAGCAUUGGGCUUAGCAUUAAAAUUGGGUUUAGCAUGAGUAGUGGUAUUAGUUUGGCAUUAGUAUUAGGUUUAGCAUUAGCAUUAUGUCUAGCGUUAGCAUUAUGGUUAGCAUGUGCUUUAGUAUUGACAAGAGCAUGAGUCUUCCGAAAACGUACAGUGUUGCUUAAAGCAUACAACACGAGGUUCAUUCCGAGGCUUAUCCGAGCUGGAUGCUACAUGUAUUUAUGUAUUGACGUUUUGCAUGAGUGCCGCAGUGUGUGGUUGCUCGCUGAACGUAGCCUGUGUUUGUUCUGCAGGAGCGGCCACGCCCUCAUGGCCUUCAUGCUGUCCCGGCAGGAGGGCAAGCUGAACCGGCAGCAGACGAUGGAGCUGGGCCACCACAUCCUCAAAGCUCAUAUCUUCAAGGGUCAGAGUAAGAGGACGGGCGUGUCCUCCAGCGUCCUUCAGGCUCUCUGGAUCAGCUGCAGCGCAGACGGCCUGUCAGCCGCCCUGUCCUCCCUGAGGAACCUGUACACACCCAACGUCAAGGUGAGCCGGCUGCUGAUGCUGGGCGGGGCCAACGUGAACUACCGCACGGAGGUGCUGACCAACUCCCCGGUGCUGUGCGUCCAGUCCCACCUGGGCCAUCUGGAGAUGGCGGCUCUGCUGCUGGAGUUCGGCGCCAGCGUGGACGUGGUCUCAGAGAACGGCAUGAGCCCCCUCUGCUUCUCGUCGGCCGCCGGCCAUCUGGGCCUGGUCAGCCUGCUCUGCAUGCGGGGCGCCAAGCUGGACCACGUGGAUAAGAGCGGGCAGUGUGCCCUGGUGCACGCGGCCCUGCGGGGCCACGCGGAGGUGUUGCAGUACCUCCUGGAGCUGGACUGGGGCCCCGGAGAGCAGCAGGGCCCCGGAGGGCAGAAGGGCAAGGCCCUGCAGCAGGCCCUGGUGGCAGCGGCCAGCAUGGGGCACACGCAGGUCGUGCGGGACUUGCUGGCGUUGACUAAUGAGCAUGCGGUGCAAAUGGACGAGCAUGAUACGCUGUGGGGAGAGACAGCCCUGACGGCGGCGGCGGGGCGGGGGAAGCUGGAGGUGUGUGUCUACCUGCUGGAGGAGGGCGCCGCCGUGCAGCAGGCCAACCGCCGCGGGGUGGCGCCGCUCUUCUGCGCCGUCAGACAGGGACACUGGCAGAUUGCAGAGCUGUUGCUGCAGCACGGUGCGGAUGUGAACAUCAGCGACAAGCAGGGCCGGACUCUGCUGAUGGUGGCUGCCUGCGAAGGACACCUCAGCACCGUGGACUUCCUGCUCACUAAAGGCGCGUCUCUGACCUCGGUGGACAAGGAGGGCCUGACGCCGCUGAGCUGGGCGUGUCUGAAGGGUCAUCAGAACGUGGUGCAGUUCCUGGUGGAGCAAGGGGCCCUCAUCGACCACACGGACAAGAACGGACGCACACCGCUGGACCUGGCCGCCUUCUACGGAGACGCAGACAUCGUGCAGUACCUGGUGGAGCGUGGGGCGGUGGUGGAGCACGUGGACUACUCGGGGAUGCGGCCACUGGACCGCGCCAUCGGCUGCAGGAACACGUCGGUGGUGGUGACUCUGCUGAAGAAGGGAGCCAAGCUGGGGAACGCCGCGUGGGCCAUGGCUACGUCUAAACCUGACAUCCUCAUCAUCCUCCUGCAGAAGCUGAUGGAGGAGGGAAAUCUGCUCUACAAGAAGGGGAAGAUGAAGGAGGCAGCCCAGAGGUACCAGUAUGCCCUCCGGAAGUUUCCCAGGGAGGGCUUCGGAGACGACCUGAAAGCCUUCAAAGAGCUCCGGGUCUCGCUGUACCUCAACCUCUCCCGCUGCCGCAGGAAAACCAACGACUUUGGCAUGGCUGAGGAGUUUGCUUCGAAGGCGCUGGAGCUGAAGCCCAAGUCCUACGAAGCCUACUACGCACGCGCCCGGGCCAAGAGAAGCAGCAGGCAGUUCUCCGCCGCCAUGGUCGACCUGCACGAGGCGGCCAAGCUGUGCCCCAACAACAGGGAGAUACGCCGCCUGCUGGCCCGCGUGGAGGAGGAGUGCAAGCAGAUGCAGCGCGCCCAGGUCAAGCCCUCCCAGCCCGGGGCCGCCGGCACCACCAGCCAGGGGGCCUCCGGGGGCCACGACUCGGACAUGGAGCCCGAGGAAGGGCAGGCGGAACACCCGGAGCAGCGGCUCUGCAGGAGCCUGGAGGGCCAGAGGAACAUCCUGGAGGAGGAGGAGGACGAGGAGGAUGAGGACGAGGACGAGGAGUCCCUGCAGGCCGAGGGCCACUGGCCCCAGAACGCGUACUCCCUCAGCAGGGUCCCGCCCGCCGAGACGCUGAGCACGGGCCACCAGAACCACGGGGCCCGGCCCGGCUCGCCCCCGGGGCCCGGCCGGCUGCCCCCGCACCGGUACCCCCGGGAGCACCGGGAGGCCCUGGCCCAGCAGGGCCUGGUCCUCCAGUCCACCAAGCAGGCGCAGAUCGUCAAGACCAACCAGCACAUGAGCGGGGGGGGGCGUCCCGCCGGAUCCAAGUCGCAGUACGGCCCCUCCAGCCCGCUGCCCAGCAGACGCAUGUCCAGCGCGCUGAAGGCGGGCCCCGGCAUCGACAUCAGCCCUCUGCCGACCCCCGCCGACGAGCCCGUGUACGGGGAGCGCUUUUCCCUGGCGACCACCGCCAUGGUCCACCACGGCGACGGCGACGGGCCGCACCUCUCCCAGACCUCCUCCUACUGCAGCAGCAGCAGCUCCUCUAAGGGCCCGGGCCAGGAGCCCGUGUCCAGCUACUCCGGCUCCUCCCUGGACGGGCUGGCCUGCUCGGGCCCCCUGCUGGAGCCGGGGAAGGAGGCGGGGUGCUCCGGCUCCCAGGCGGGCUGCGGCAGCAUCAGGGUGUCCAGCUCCACCUCCAGCCUGGCCUCCAGCAGCAGCCAGUCAGAGAGCGGCAAGCUGGGCCCCGACGUCCGCUCCAAGACCUCGGACAAGGCCAAGCACAGCCAGCCGGCCGGCGGCGGCAGCGGCAGCGGCGGCGGCGGCGGCGACUGGAAGCCCCGGCCCUUCAUGGGCGUCAUGGAUAAGACGGCCCGCUUUCAGCAGCAGCUGCAGCUGCAGCAGCAGCAGCAGAUGCAGAUGCAGCAGAUGCAGCUGAGCCACCAGGGCCCGUUGUGCGGGGGGCGGACCUGGCAGAACCACUCCAUGGACGUCCCGAUGGGGCACAGCGCAGGGCGCGGCCUGGGCAUGCAGUCCAUGAGCUGCGACCUGCCCUUCGGCAAAAUGCUGAGCACUUACCAGGAGCAGCAGCCGCCGCCGCCGCACAAGCCCGCACCCCCCCACGCUGCCCUGCCCAUGGGCAGCCUGCAGAACGGCGUCCACGGCAACGACUUCACCGAUAAGUUCUGCCAGGCGGCCGCCUUCUACAAACAGUCCAAGCCGGCGUUGGCCAUGCAGCACCCGUUCAUGGGCGCGCCGCCCGUUCCGCCCGGUCUGACCCGGGACAACCCGGCCCGGGACAACCCCGCGCUCCACGUCUCCGCCAUCAAACCAAAGCGAUCGUUUAUAGAGUCCAACGUCUAAUUUAUUUUCUGGGGUUCGUCGUCACAUCGCACACACACUAGCAAAAAAAAAAGAAAGUUCGACGAUUUUCGUGUUUUUUUUUCUAACCAACCCCCCGGUCGUGUUUCCUCUUUAAUAGGUUUUUCGUUUGAUUCAAGUGAGCGACCACGCUUGCCCCCCCCCCCCCCCCUUGGUGAAGACAGACCACAGACUGUACCCCUGGCCCGCUGGCUGGCUGGCUGGCGGUUCUGCCAACACGUUCCACGGUUCAGCCAAGCUGAAGACACCUCAGUGGGCGUGUCCAGAACGCCGUGCUCCUAGAGACUUAACGGCGACAGCUAGCACUUUAAGAAUGCAUCAAGGGCCUUUUUUUUCAAAGUGCUUAAAACAAUAGAUCCUUUAUGCUAGCAUCGUGUUAUUAGUGUGCAGAGAUGUUACACAGCGGCUGUGUUUGAGUCCACGGUGCUGAGAGUCCACUUGGGAGGCGUUGAAGGACGGGCAUUCCUAUGUUCUGGCAAGGAUGUUGUCGCUCCUGACUUCUGUGUAUAUUAUUAUAAAUACGUAUUUCCUUUUGAGGGAAGGUCUGUGUCAAGUGUAUUGACUCGUAUACAGUCGUGUAUUUUGAAUUGUUUUUAUUUUCUGCACAGUUUUGUUGAAGAUGGUGUUCUGAAAAUGUAUUUGUUUAAUAUGUUUGUACAUUCUAUAAAUCGGCCAUUAACAUUGGAAGUAAAUCCUCCUUGUAUCUGCUUGUUGUUAGCCGUGUAGUUUAUUUAUUUACAGCGCCUCUGGCUUGGUUCAUUGUAAAAGCAAUAUAUUUUAUAUAGUUAUUUUUGCACAGCUACUAAGACAUUUUACGAUUCAGAAUAAUAUUCGGCUUAAGUGCAUGCAUCCGUUGCAGUUUAUAAGAAAGAGUUCAAAAGAAAUAUUUAAAAAAAUACAAAUAUUGUUUGGCGGCAUUGUGCCAUUAGCUCUAUUUUACUACAAUAUGUAUGUUACUCGCCAUUCGUUGCCAUGUUUUCAGUAUUGUGAGCUGUCUUAGCUGUGACCACAUGCUGUAAUAGGACUUCCUGCCAUCGCCAUCGUGGGAAAUAAAGGCAUCACUAAGAAAGACGAAGCGCAUUUGGCUUUUUAUUGUUGGGCAUAAAAACACAGCUGGAGCUGUGAACACGCAGUGCUAAAGCCCCCUCCAUGGGCCUCAUAAACCUUAUUAAAAGCUUAUUAAAAGGCUGUGAAUUCAUCCACUGAGUCUUGGAGGUCUUUCCCUCUCCAUCUUACCCUAAACACACCGUCUCUUUCGCACGGGGGGGGUCCGGUGCCUCGGUCCACUUCCAGCGUGGAAGUGGAACUGCUUCAUGGCGUCUGGCUCGUAGGAAUAGCCUGUUGACAAACGACGUCCGUGUCAAAUGUGACAGAUGUCAUCAAUAACAUGUGAUAUCUCUUGUCUAACAUGAUAAAGAUUAAACACACAAAUAACUAAACGGUUAUAGUGUACAUUUAAAUUUAGCAGACACUUUAAUCCAACGCGACUUGCAUCCAUUCGUAGAGACCGACGGCGUAUUCAACCAUGCAAGGCGACAGCCAGAUUGUCGGGAGCAGUCAGGGUAAGGUGUCUUGCUCAGGGACACCUCGACACUCAGCUAGGAGGAGCUGGGGAUAGCAACCUUCCGGUUACAAAUCAACCUGCUCUAACUCCUGAGCUACUGCUGCCAAAUUGCAAGAAAGUGUGAAUAGAUGAGAAACAUGAAAACAUGAAUAGUUUUUGAAUGAUUGAUGAGGGACCUGCAGGCAUGACGGGGGCAUUCAUCUGCACCCUGGCGAUAGGGCACGGGAACCUGUCUGGAGUUCCUGAGAUGGUGAGGCCUUCCUUCCGGACCUGAAACAACAUUUGGGUUCAUUGUCAUAAUUGGCAAAUUGCACAAAAAC